AUGAGCGCCUCCGAGUCGCAGGAGGCUGCGGGGAGGCCGCAAUCUCCCCGCAGCUUUGCCAUUGCGCACCAGAGGCCGAGAAGCAGCUUUGUCGGGUGCUCCAAGAUUGCCGACUACGAGGUGUUGGGGAAACUGGGCGAGGGUACCUUUGGAGAGGUUUACCGCGCGAGAUCGAGAAAGACGGGUGCUUUGGUUGCGCUCAAGAAGAUCAUCAUGCAUAACGAAAAGGAUGGCUUUCCGAUUACGGCAUUGAGAGAAAUCAAGCUGCUCAAGCUACUGUCGCAUCCAAACAUCCUCCGACUGGAGGAUAUGGCAGUGGAACACCCGCCCAGGAGUGCGGACAAACGAAAGCGACCCAUCAUGUACAUGGUCACGCCCUACAUGGACCAUGACCUGUCGGGCUUGCUCGACAACCCCUCGGUGACAUUGACCGAGCCGCAAAUCAAGUGCUACAUGCAGCAACUGCUCCAGGGCCUGGAGUAUCUACACGCCAAUCGCAUUUUGCACAGAGAUAUGAAGGCUGCCAACCUGUUGAUCAACAACAAGGGCAUUCUUCAGAUUGCUGAUUUCGGUCUUGCGAGACACUACGAGGGCAAGACACCACAGCCUGGUCACGGCGGUGGGGAAGGAACGCGUGACUACACUGCUUUGGUGGUCACGCGCUGGUACCGCCCGCCCGAGUUGUUGAUGCAUCUCAAAAGAUACACCACAUCGAUUGACUUGUGGGGAGUUGGGUGUGUUUUUGGCGAGAUGCUAGUUGGCAAGCCCAUUCUCACCGGCGAAUCUGAUGGGCACCAGUUGGAGUUGAUAUGGGACCUCUGCGGUACGCCCACCAUCGAGACAAUGCCUGGGUUGAAAGACUUGCCUGGAGCCGAAGCGAUGUCACCCAAGCCGCGACAAGGUAACCUGGGGCAAAGGUUCAGAGAAUACGGCUCGGGUGCCAUCUCGUUACUUCGAGAGCUUCUCAAGCUGGACUGGAGGAGCAGAAUCAACGCUCAUGACGCCCUGCAGCACCCUUACUUCCGCAACCCCCCAUAUCCCGCCAAGCCAGAAGAACUGCCGUCUUUCGAAGAAAGUCACGAAUAUGAUCGUAAGAAGUACCAUGAGAAAAGAACCGUGUUGCCUCCAGCGCCCAGGGGCGGUACCGUGGGCCGCGGUCCCAACAAUGACGGCGAUGGCUACAGGAACAGCGGUGGCCCCGGCGGAAGAGGCUAUCCUCGGAACAACAACAACCGCAAUUUUGGUGGUCCGGCCCCGGCACCAGACGAGCGAGUGCCCGCUUGGCACAGAGACACCAGGCUUCCACCGCGCCCACCUCCACCUGCAGACUAUGGCAACGGCCGUGAUCGAGCUCCUCGUGGAGGUGGCGGAGGAAAUCGUCAGGACGUCGAUACGUAUAUCCCCAGUUAUGAUAGGGACGCUCCAAGACGAGACGAUCGGCGGAGGGACGACAGGCGAGACCGCGGAGGCCCAGGGGACAGGAGGAGGGGGGAUUAUGAUGACCGCACAAGGAGCAAUCGCACGCGCAGCAGAAGUCGGUCACCUCUGCCGCCAAGAGACCGCGAUAGGGACAGGGACAGGGACAGGGACAGAGAUCGGCCACCUCGCGAUGGUCCACCGCAUCCUAGAUAG
Messenger RNA from Podospora anserina S mat+, 1632 nucleotides. RefSeq lists its product as uncharacterized. Gene Ontology annotation, cellular component: nucleus. The transcript has 4 exons. NCBI's taxonomy places the organism in Eukaryota, Fungi, Ascomycota, Sordariomycetes, Sordariales, Podosporaceae. The record is from RefSeq and is a predicted model, not a curated record. Gene Ontology annotation, molecular function: cyclin-dependent protein serine/threonine kinase activity; ATP binding. Bases 1 to 1632 code for a protein of 543 amino acids. Gene Ontology annotation, biological process: protein phosphorylation.